AUGCGCAACGCAGCGGCAGAGACGCUCUUGAGCACCGUCAGUGCCACCGGGAUGGCCCUGACGGAGGACGGCUUUGCGGAGCACAUGGACAGCGUCGACCCGCUUCGUGAGCACCGCAGCUCGUAUCACAUUCCUAAGAUGCGCGAUGGCACCGCCUUCUCCUACUGUGCCGGGAACGCCAUGGGGCUGCAGCACAUCCAUGUGGAGGCCUCCGUCGAGGUCUUCCUCAAAAAGUGGCGCGAGCAGGCGGUGGGUGGGCCCUGCAUGCAGCCCACGCCAUGGCCCGAGAUUGGUCAAAUGUGCGUCAAGGACAUGGCUGCCAUCGUCGGUGCCAAGGACACGGAGGUGACCAUCAUGAACACCCUCACAGUGAACCUACAUCUUCUCCUGACCGCCUUCUACCGCACUCAGGGUAGCAAGAGGAAGCUCAUGAUUGCACCUCAUAGUUUUCCGAGCGACGGCUACUGCCUCCUCUCGCUACUCGAGACGCGCGGACUGAACCCCGGCGAAGACGUUAUCAAGAUCACGGCACCAGGCACUAGGGACUGGAGCGAUCCCGCUACCGUCAUCCCGACGGAGGCGUUCCUCUCCGUGAUAGAGAAGCGCGGUGACGAAACGGCCGUGCUCGUUGUGUCAGCCGUGCAAUACCUCACCGGCCAGUGGUUCGACAUCCCCGCCAUCGUGAAGGCGGCGCGCGCCAAGAAGAUCAUCGUCGGCGUUGACUGUUCCCACGCCGUAGGCAACGUGCCGCUGCACCUUCAUGACUGGGACGUCGAUUUUGCAUACUGGUGCACAUGCAAGUACCUGAACAGUGGCCCUGGCAGCCUCAGCGGUCUUUUCGUUCACAACAAGCACACGCCUUGCACCAUCCCGCUCGAGUGCCUGAACGGAUUGUGGAGCAGUGACAUCAAGAGUUGCUUCUCGGAGCACCGCAGAUUUGAGCCGGCGCCAGGUGCCUCGCCGCUGCAGAUUAGCACUCCAUCAGCGGCAUGCCACGUGAUUCUGGCGCCGUCACUGAAGCUGAUGGCGUCGGUUGGGAUGGAGGCGAUCCGGCAGAAGUCGUUGCUGCUUACAGCCUACCUGGAGCUGCUUGUGAGCGAACUCAUACCUCCGGGCUGCAUCGAUGUUGUGACACCAGCAAACCCGAACCAGCGCGGCGCCCAGCUCUCGCUCCGCAUUCUUCCAAAUAAACUGAAGUUAUGCCAAGAGGCUGUGUCAGAGUAUGAGUGUGGCGCCGGUGGGGCUGCCGAGACGGACGACACCGCCCUGCUGCAGCGUCAGCUGCUCGACAAAGGUGUCAUAAUUGACAUGUGUUCCCCAGACAUGGUCUCCAUAGCUCCGGCGCCCAUGUACAACAGCUUUGCCGACGUCCUUCGUGUCGUGCGCACUCUUGCUUCCCUCUUCUAG
Messenger RNA from Leishmania braziliensis MHOM/BR/75/M2904, 1407 nucleotides. Its product is annotated as putative kynureninase. Lineage: Eukaryota; Euglenozoa; Kinetoplastea; Trypanosomatida; Trypanosomatidae. The record is from RefSeq and is a predicted model, not a curated record. Gene Ontology annotation, cellular component: cytoplasm. The transcript has a single exon. Gene Ontology annotation, molecular function: kynureninase activity; pyridoxal phosphate binding. Bases 1 to 1407 code for a protein of 468 amino acids. Gene Ontology annotation, biological process: NAD+ biosynthetic process.